Polypterus senegalus (gray bichir) is the source of this 6954-nucleotide messenger RNA. It is a transcript of the gene rps6ka4, whose product is annotated as ribosomal protein S6 kinase, polypeptide 4. The record is from RefSeq and is a predicted model, not a curated record. The coding region runs from base 962 to 3367 and encodes 801 amino acids. NCBI's taxonomy places the organism in Eukaryota, Metazoa, Chordata, Cladistia, Polypteriformes, Polypteridae. The transcript has 17 exons. Gene Ontology annotation, biological process: intracellular signal transduction; regulation of DNA-templated transcription; protein phosphorylation. Gene Ontology annotation, molecular function: magnesium ion binding; ATP binding; protein serine/threonine kinase activity.
GGGAUUCAGAGGAGGAGGAGGUAGGGAUGAGGUUUCGCCUACCGGCCGGCGCGCCUUCCACUUCCAGUAGGCAAAGUUAAGUUUGCAGGAGGGCCGGAUCGUGAGUCACACUGAGCCAGCAGGGCAAGCGGGAGAAAAAGAAAGUAGCGCAAGCCAAUCGGCCUCCGUAGCUGGUCUGCGAAACAAUAAAAAAGAAGACAGUGAGGGGAUUUUUUUUUAAUUAUGCAAGCAGUAAAAAAGAGAACAUAUUUGACAGAUGACUCAAUCAAGCCCCCCAGCAGAGCAUGCAAGAAUUGAUUUGAUUGUUUUAACCUACUUCGCCCCCUUAUUUGAAAGCAUUACUACGAUAACUCGGGGUACGAACCACGGAGGCAGUAAAGAGGAACACAGAGAGGGAGGGAGCAGAAAUCUUUGACUCCCUCCACCAAGGGGACUGACUUGGGCGCAGGAUCGGAGCUUUCAUGUGGAUUGUCUAAAGGAGGGAGACGUCGGUGCGAUUUGAGGAGGUGAAAGAACGACGCGGCGGACCCCCACCCCCUCCAACUUCGCUCAAGAAAAGCCCCCCAAUUUGGACACUACAGCAGCGCGACAGGAGAGUCCCAUCAUUUUUGAGAAGUGAGCGGACGAGGGGGAGAAAGGAUCAUUUUAUAUUGGCGGCGGAGUUGUUUGUGAUUCUGACGUAGCGAAGCUGUCAGUGCGAAUUACGAAGCUAGAACAAGAGUUGACUUUUACUUUCUGGCUGAAAGGAGUAAUGCAAUUGCAGGACAUUGUGUAUGUAAAUUUGCAGUUAGUAAUCAGUGCAACCAUUUCAGUCGGGACGCGCCGCAUUCCAGCUUGUGCGCCAAUGGGGACCUAAACCAAAGGUGUUGCUUCCUAAACAUUUGUUUUUUAGCAAACAGAAUCAAACAGUCGGCUUUGGAUUGCUUUUAUUUAUAUCUGUUAUCGGACAGCACUGGCCGCGAUGGCUGAUUCGAGUGGCGGUAGUAGUGACAGCGCCGAUGUCCAGGACGACACUCUGACGAUCAAACACGAGCUGACAAACGCUAAUCUAACAGGACACACUGAGAAAGUGGGGAUGGAAAACUUUGAACUUCUCAAGGUUCUAGGAACUGGCGCUUAUGGAAAGGUAUUUUUGGUAAGAAAAACUAGCGGCCACGAUGCAGGAAGGCUGUAUGCCAUGAAAGUCUUGAAGAAAGCAGCUAUUGUUCAAAAAGCCAAAACAACUGAGCACACCAAGACAGAGCGACAGGUUCUUGAACACAUCAGGCAAUCUCCUUUCUUGGUAACAUUACACUACGCCUUCCAGACACAAUCAAAGCUGCACCUGAUACUGGAUUAUGUCAGUGGUGGCGAGAUGUUUACUCACCUAUAUCAGAGAGACCACUUCACAGAGGAUGAAGUACGAAUCUACAUUGGAGAGAUCAUAUUGGCUCUUGAACACUUACACAAGCUUGGGAUCAUUUACAGGGACAUCAAACUAGAAAAUAUCUUGCUUGACAGUGAAGGUCAUAUUGUACUCACAGACUUUGGGCUCAGUAAAGAAUUCCUUGGAGAAGAGAGUGAAAGGACAUACUCAUUCUGUGGCACUAUUGAAUAUAUGGCACCGGAAAUUAUACGAGGCAAGUCAGGCCAUGGCAAGUCCGUGGACUGGUGGAGUUUAGGGAUCCUGAUGUUUGAAUUACUCACUGGAGCUUCACCAUUCACACUAGAAGGAGAAAAAAAUUCUCAAGCAGAAGUGUCCAGGAGGAUUAUGAGAUGUGACCCUCCGUAUCCACAUGAAAUGAGCCCUCUAGCUCGAGACCUGCUCCAUAAACUGCUGGUGAAAGAUCCACGCAAAAGGCUGGGUUCCGGGCCACAAGGUGCAGCUGAGAUCAAGAGCCAUCCUUUCUUUAAGGGAUUAAACUGGGUGGACUUGGCUGCUAAGAAGAUUGCUGCUCCCUUCGAACCUGAGAUUCGAAAUGAGUUAGAUGUUAGUAACUUCGCAGAAGAGUUUACAGGCAUGGAUCCCACAUACUCCCCUGCCAGCACACCACCCAGCUCUGAUAGAAUUUUCCAGGGCUAUUCCUUUGUGGCACCUUCCAUACUCUUUAGCCGCAAUGCUGCCAUGGGUGAUUUCCUGGAAAUGCAUAUAUCCUCCGAGAGGCCUGGUUCAGCCAAUGUUGCCCGCAGUGCCAUGCUCAAGGACUCGCAGUUUUUCCAGUUGUAUGAUCUUAAUCUUAAAGAACCACCUCUUGGUGAUGGAAGCUUUUCGGUGUGUCGAAAGUGUCGCCACAAGCAAACUGGACAGGAGUUUGCUGUGAAGAUUUUGAGUAGACGGAUGGAGGCAAAUAUUCAGAGGGAGAUUGCAGCUUUGAAGCAGUGUGAAGCACAUCCCAACAUUGUCAAGCUUUAUGAUGUCUACCAAGAUCAGCUACAUGUCUACCUAGUGAUGGAGCUGCUAAAGGGAGGAGAGCUUUUGGAGCGAAUUAAAAAAAAGAAGCACUUCAGUGAGGCAGAGGCCAGCCAGAUCAUGAGAAAGCUGGUGUCUGCAGUCAGUUUCAUGCAUGAUGCUGGAGUUGUUCAUAGAGACCUCAAGCCAGAGAACCUACUGUUUGCAGAUGUAAGUGAAGAGGCCCCUAUUAAGGUGAUAGAUUUUGGUUUUGCUAGACUUCGUCCCCCAGACAAUGCCCCAAUGCAGACUCCAUGCUUCACCCUACAAUACGCUGCACCCGAGCUGUUCAGGGAAAGUGGAUAUGAUGAGGCCUGUGAUCUCUGGAGCCUUGGAGUCAUACUAUAUACUAUGUUGUCGGGGCAAGUUCCUUUCCAAAGCUCCCAAAAAGGAAUGACUUCAGAAUAUGCUUCUGAUGUCAUGCACAAAAUCAAAGAGGGAGAGUUCUCAUUGGAGGGGGAAGCAUGGAAGAAUGUUUCUGAAGAAGCUAAGGACUUAGUCAGAGGUCUUCUGACUGUUGACCCAGAGAAGAGGCUUAAGAUGUCAAGUCUACGAGACAAUGACUGGCUGCAAAAUGGUGGGGCCCUAUCGUCUACUCCACUCAUGACCCCAGAUAUCUUGGAAUCAUCUGGACCUACAGUCCGCACUUACGUUAAUGCUACUUUUAUGGCAUUUAACAAGGGCAAGCGGGAAGGCUUUUUCCUGAAGAGUGUGGAUAAUGCACCACUAGCAAAACGACGUAAGAUGAAAAUGACUAGCACUGGAGUCGAAACAAGACGCAGUUCAUCUGGCAGUUCUUCCUCCUCCUCCUCCUCUUCUUCAAGGUCACAAGGAGGACACCAUAUUUCCAUUACCACAAUGCGCACACCCAAAAAUAAGAAUAUUCCACCUUCCACUAGCCCCAAACAACCUUACUCUGAAUCCAGUAAAGAAACAUAAGGCUGCAAGACAUUAGAGAAAAGCCCAUCAGUGCAAAACAGAGGCUUAACCUGGUAGGUCAGAAGGAGGACAUUUGUAUCUAGAUGCCUGGUCUAACCAAUUUCAUUGUCUUUUUAACACAGCACUUUCCCUGCCUACAUCUUUUAAAGCAGCAUUUAAACAAAGGAAAGAUGAGAAAUUGUUUCAUUAUGUUUCAUAGCAUGUACAGUCCCGUGCCGCAUUAAGUCAGUGGGAAUACUGCUAGCUGAUUUUAAUUAUGGAGUCAGUUUAAAGGGCUUCAUUGGCAAUGCAUCUAAAGUUGUUUACAGUAUUCCAUUUUCAUUUAUUUUAUAUUGUAAUCCUAAAAAUCUGCUCUUGCAUACUGCUGUUGUAAGAUACACCUGUCUUUGUACUUUGAUCUACAUGUGAAUCCUAGCAUUUUUUAACAAAGCACAUGUUUUAAUGUGACGUACAUAAGAAGUUGGUUUUUAAACUUUACUGAGGACGCUGAUUCCAAGCUAAUUGUUUGUUUACAUUCCCAACCUCAUUCAUAUAAAACAAUAUAUAUUGGUUACAGCAAUAGGCCUCUGCAUGAAGCAAGCAGUUGGAACAAGAAAAGACUUAACAAUAGCCUGUGUUGAAAUGGUAUGUCUUCAGGAUUACUCUUGUUCGUUCACGUUGCACCCAUAAGCACCAAGCAAUGAUGACUGACUGACUGAUUGUCAGCUGUACAAAUUUGAAUGAAAAGCCAUACAGUAUGUCCAUAAUAUGUAUCCAUUUCUUUUUCUGUCAUAUUUACUUAAAGCAAAAGAAUUAUUUUUAACAACGUGAAGUUGUGAGAUAUGAAUGCAUGGCCUGUAUCACAGAUUUAUGAUUGAACAUUUGACAAUUAUAAUUUAUUUAUUUAUAUAUGUGUGCGCAUAUGUGUAUGAAAUAUUAGGUCUCCCAUCUCAGCUAGUGUAAAAAAAAUGUAGGUGGUACACGCUCAAAUACUCAAGCUGUAAACUGUUAGCUGCUGCAAACUCAGCAGUGUCUCAACAAUCUCCAGUUGCCAAAUUGCAAUUUUCUAAAAGAAGGCAUAUGUCAGCCUGACACUGGCAUUCUUCUUCCAGAAUAAGAAAAAAGAAACCUCAGUUUUAAAGAGCUAUUUUACAGCAUUGUUUUUAUAGAUUACUUUUUAAUCAAAUUUUAUUUUAGAGAACCUACUGCUGGGGUAUGUAAUAGAUCUACAUUGUCAUUUUUACAGAAUUUGUUUUUGGGUUCCUUCCUAUAAACGAUUUAGUAGAAUAAACAUAGACAUGAGCAAUUUAACAUGAUGGCUAGAAUAUUCCCCAUGGCAAAAGACCUUCACAUUUAAAUGUUUUCCAAUUUUUCUUUGUAUUAUUUUAUGGAUAUGUAAAAAAUUGACCUAAAUGGACAAAUGGUGGCUUUAGAGAUGAUUAUUAAUGCACUUUGUUGUACAGUUACUGUACAGUUAAUGCAUUUUUAGUAGUAGUAGUAUUAGGAAGAAAGAAAAAUAGAAAACAAACCAUUUGUAUUCCAAUGACUACAACUGGAAAGAUAUGAAACAGCAGACACUACAAAACUGAAGCAUAGGAAUUCCCUGGAUUUCAAGCAUUACUUUGCCUAAAGAAGUCAAAUUAUGUACAAUUUGCUUGAAUUUCCCAGAAAGAUCUUCAUAUUUUCAACAAUUGUCCAUUAAAUAUUGUACCUGAAUAAGAACAUCAAAACAAUUUGAAGGAGAACCGGUAGUUUAGCUCUUUUAAGGUCACCUAAUAUUUCAUAAAGUGUCAUUGAGUUGUGAUUUUAACAUCACUUUGUUGUGAUAUUCACUGCACAACUUGUUAACAUCUGUAGCAUAUGCUUGAUUUUCAGGGUGAAUAAGUUUUUUCUAAAAAAGGGAAAUUAAUGUUCUGAGAAGCUUAACUUUACACUGAUAUUUUCAUUAAUAAUUCUUUACUUGGAAAAUCAAUUAACAAUUAAACAGGAGUGUUCAUUGGCUGUUUUUUGUACCUGCAGUGGGGCUCAUAUGGAGUAAGAAGAGACCCCUGCUUUUUCUCCUUUGGGUUGGCUGGCUAAUACUGUUGUUUUUUAGCACCCAAUGCAUGGGGUUCACAUCCCAGGAGCCCAUUGGAUGGAUUCACUGUGAAGUAACCAUUGCCCUAGCAAAGAUAGCCUGGGUUUAAAACCUCCUGCUGACAAAGCACCUGCCCUUCAUGCUAUAGAUACUAGUCACAAGGAAUAGGGGGUAUCAUAUUGUGAAUUCAAGAACAAAGGGAAAGCACUUAAAAGUAAACUAGGAAUAAAAGAAAAUACAAGGAAAAGGGGAUUUUCAGGAUAAGUUAAGUUUUAAAGUGCAGAAAAAGUAUUCCAAAAAUGUUAAUGUUAUUUGGUAACUGUUGCUUUAUUUUAUUACUUUUUAAAAUGUGUAUAUUUUAUUUUUAUUUUAUUCCUGCAAAAAUUGUAUUGAUCAAAAAGCAUAACCAGUCAACUGAGAGUACAUAAUGGAUUCUGUUCUUAACUAGCCUCAUGGCCGAGUUAGUAGUAUGAGAACAAACACAAAGCAAAGCCUAUGUAAAUGAGAACUGGAGAGCUGUUGUUAUAGAGCUCAGAAUAUGACAAUUUUGUUAAAACAAUGAUGAGCUCAUCUUUGCAGUUUGACCAGUAUGACUGUUAUUAACAAUUUAGAACUGAUCUAACAGAACUUCCUGGCACUCAUCAAAUACUAUAGACAUGUUCCUUGAAAUUAUUUCUGAAGUAGGGUUCACCAAUUUACCUGAGUGGGGUUACUAGCACGAUUUGUUUCUUUACUACAUAUAAACCGCCAAAGUAAAUAAACUGUCAUAUUAUCUUUGUCCACAUUUUUAUUCUUUAAGUGCAAUAAAGCAAUUUGCAAUUUCUUGACCUGAUGCUUAAAUGUUCACCCCUCUUUAACCUUAGUAUGCACUCACUGUUUAUGUGAAAUCACUAUUCUGUUUACAGCUGUGAGCUUGUUUCCAAACAGUUUCCUUCUGUUUUACUCAGAGCCAUGAGAGGAGAGUGUAAAAGUAUGGGAAAAAUUAGAAAACAAAGCACUUGCAAAAUCUGGCCAGAGUGACUAACCAGUAUGUCCUCUUGACUGUCUAGUGGGAUAGUAUUGAAAACCAACACUUUUACACUUUGCUUUUAUGAGACAACAGAUGUUAAUUUUAAAACAUGAAGUGCCUGUAAUUGGGACAAGUAUGUGGGAGGUGUAAGGUUUGGUUAUUUCGAUGAAUAUUCAUGAGGUGUUUAUUAAUAUUCAUGAGCCUUAGAUAACCCACUGCCAAUACAGAACCACCCCCAGAGUAAUGUGCACAAUGAAUGUAAUAAUCUGCUUUAUUAUAUUUUUUCCUUUUUAAAUGGUUUGUACUUGAGGGAAUUAUUUUUACGUUAGAAUAUUACAAAGUUGGAAAGAGAUUUGUGAAAAGCCAAAUAAAAGGCACUGUUUCAUAAAAACUUAUAUAAGACCUUUAAUAUAACGUCACACUCAUAUUGAUGGUAUUACUGUAAUACUGUAGUCAUGAUCAACAUAAAAGGUUGUGAUUGAUUUUUCUUUUUUAUUUAAAAUAAAAAUCUUUAAUGCUGUC